This is a messenger RNA of Prosopis cineraria, 727 nucleotides long. RefSeq lists its product as uncharacterized. Bases 128 to 415 code for a protein of 95 amino acids. The record is from RefSeq and is a predicted model, not a curated record. Gene Ontology annotation, biological process: iron-sulfur cluster assembly. Lineage: Eukaryota; Viridiplantae; Streptophyta; Magnoliopsida; Fabales; Fabaceae. The transcript has a single exon.
AUUCCAAACGCGCCCUUUGACUCCGAAUAUAAACGGAAAUACUGGAAAUGGCAAGGGUUGGAACGCUGUGGUUAGAGUAAAACUGUAAAACCAUUGGCCCAGAACGGAGCCUGGUGAGUUUGGGGAAAUGGCUUCUGCGAGUUUAUCCGCGAAUGUUCCGUCAAGAGCACAAGUGCUUUCUCUCCUCCGCUCUCUCCUCCGCACGGCUCGCCAGUUCUCCGAUUACAACAUCAGGGAAUACACCAAGCGUCGAACCCUUGACGCCUUUCGCCACAACCAGAGCCUCACCGAACAAGCUUCCAUUGUUUCCGCCUAUUCCGAUGGCAAGGCUCAGCUCGAGAUUGCAAAGAGGCAGGCUAUCGUGUACUCGCUUUACGCCCCUGACAUCAAGAGUGUCAUGGACUUGAAGCUAUGAUUCACCACUCUUCUUGCUCUCCAUUUUUUGGUUCAAGAUUAGGGUUUCUCCUUCCUAUUCAAGAUUAGGGUUUCUGAGAGGCGGAUUCGUGUAUAAUAAUUGAUUUCUGUGGCUUGGUUUUAUACGCUUGUUCUUAACUUUGGCUAUAAGGUUUUAGUUUUCUGUUUCAUUUUGUUCUGAGAUUGUGGGUUUCAAUUUUCUGACUGAUUAAAUUCAAGGCUUGGUAAAUGGUAGGAGCCAAGCAGGUUGGGUUCAAAGUGAGCAUUUCGUUUGGUUACGGAUUGAAUAAAAUCUCAGUCUGUUGAAUGGCUA